UCCAGCUCAAGGUCUGGAUCCGCCACUGCGCAGAGACCGUGGAGAACCCGACGGUACAAGAGUCACGAUGAGAAUUCAAAAGCUGCUCGCACUCAGCUCGUGAAUGUCGGUGCUUCACUCUUCUUGUUUGCUGCCCUGCUAGUAUCCAAUCAUUUUUCCCUUUGCCAAAUCGAGAGGAAAAGGUCAGGUAAAGACGUGCCACAGCCCAUAGUUGGUAAUACUAACUAUGCACAGCCGUAGCCAAAGCCAUGAGCACAUGCGCCGUUUGGACGAAUUGGAGGCCUGGGCCCAGGUAUCAAAUCACGCGCCAAAUUUCUGAUUCCUCCAGAGUGGCUAAUGGCGAUUCCGCCACGGGCACAAUUUUAACACGGGAUGAAAAUGUCGUCAAAUCGUGUAAGUCAAGCGAGUUUAAUCCUAGACGAUGGUACCGUGUACAAAGGAAAGCUGUUUGGAGCUUCCGAAUGUGUGGCUGGUGAAGUGGUGUUUCAGACAGGUAUGGUUGGAUAUCCAGAGUCCCUCACAGAUCCAUCUUACAGAUCUCAAAUUCUCACACUCACAUACCCCCUGAUUGGAAACUAUGGAGUGCCAGAGGGAAAGAAAGAUUCUUAUGGCUUAACCACAGAGCUUGAGUCGGACAAAAUUUGGGCAUCAGCAUUGAUUGUGGGGGAUUAUGUUGAAGAGUACAGUCACUGGAAUGCAAACAUAUCUCUUUCACAAUGGCUAAAACAAGAGGGAAUACCAGGAAUAAGUGGUAUUGAUACAAGAGCACUGACAAAGAAGAUCAGGGAAAAAGGAACCAUGUUAGGGAAAGUUGUGAUUGAAGGUGUUCAGCCAGAGUCUGUUCCAUUUGAUGAUCCCAAUGUGAGAAACCUGGUGGCAGAGGUUUCAUCAAAGGUGUGUGUUUGCUUUUCAUGA
This is a messenger RNA of Orbicella faveolata, 915 nucleotides long. RefSeq names its product multifunctional protein CAD-like. Lineage: Eukaryota; Metazoa; Cnidaria; Anthozoa; Scleractinia; Merulinidae. Gene Ontology annotation, cellular component: cytoplasm; carbamoyl-phosphate synthase complex. The record is from RefSeq and is a predicted model, not a curated record. Gene Ontology annotation, molecular function: metal ion binding; ATP binding; hydrolase activity, acting on carbon-nitrogen (but not peptide) bonds, in cyclic amides. Gene Ontology annotation, biological process: 'de novo' pyrimidine nucleobase biosynthetic process; L-glutamine metabolic process; L-arginine biosynthetic process.